Molecule: messenger RNA, 486 nt
Organism: Kluyveromyces marxianus DMKU3-1042
Lineage: Eukaryota; Fungi; Ascomycota; Saccharomycetes; Saccharomycetales; Saccharomycetaceae
Gene: TMH18
Product: Tmh18p
Exons: 2
Coding region: 1-486 (161 amino acids)
Source: RefSeq, a predicted model, not a curated record
AUGUCUAUUCUCAAGCCAACUGCUCACUUACUUUUCUAUUCCUUCGUCUUCGGUGGUACGACGUUCUACUCUUAUGUAGCCUCCCCAAUUGCGUUUAAGACCUUAGAAAGGGACCAGUUUUCCAUUUUGCAACACAAUGUGUUCCCAAUGUUCUUCCAGAUGCAGACUGCAUCACCGAUCAUCUUGGGUCUAACGGCGCCAUUUGCUCUCACAACAGGUGCAAUUACAUCAUUGGUGACCGCAUCAGUCAGUGGUGCUAUCAACUACUUCUUCUUGUUACCUCGCACUCAGAAGAUUAAGGAGGAAAGAAAGAAGGUAGCCAAGGAAUUCUCAGGCGAUGAACUAGAAGCCAAGGAUGCCCCAUUGCGUAAAAGUUUCGGCCAGAGCCAUGGACUCAGCUUACUUUUCAACAUGACGAACGUUUUAGGGACCUUGGCAUACGGGAUUUACUUGUCUAGAGGCUUGCUCAAAUACGUUCCAAAAUGA